AUGAUCGUUCAGAGGCUGUUCAAGUUCUUCUCUGUCGUUCAGUCUGCAACCUCAGUGCAUUUGCAGAGGAACGUUGGUGUCACAGCAGUGGCAUUUAAUAAGGAACUUGAUCUUUUACAGGAGUUCUUUGUGGACAAGAUUAGAGAAUACAAAUCUAAGGGAUGGGUUUCUGGAGGACCUUUUGAGAUUGGCCCGGAGUAUCAGCAAGCGCUCGAGAGGGAGCUUUUUAAGUUUAAGCAAAUAUACGGUAAAGCAAAGAUGACUGUGUUCCCUAACUUUAUAUUUGAAGAUCCUGAUUUUGAAAUGAUGGGAAAACACCAGUCUUGA
Molecule: messenger RNA, 327 nt
Organism: Equus quagga
Lineage: Eukaryota; Metazoa; Chordata; Mammalia; Perissodactyla; Equidae
Product: ATP synthase-coupling factor 6, mitochondrial-like
Exons: 1
Coding region: 1-327 (108 amino acids)
Biological process (GO): proton motive force-driven ATP synthesis
Molecular function (GO): proton transmembrane transporter activity
Source: RefSeq, a predicted model, not a curated record